AUGGGCCAGGCUCCCUGGGAGGCAGACUACGAGCUUCUGCCCUUUGAGGGCCUGCCUGACAAGUACUUCGAAAUGGGUAGGAAUCGUGGCCACCGCCAUGGCUGGGUGGAGAUCCGUCUGGACGCGCGCAAGGUCGCCCGCGAGCGCCGGCGUCCUGUGGCCCAGCGAGCGCAGGCCGUCGGGAUCUGGUUCCACAUCCUGGCGGGGAUCGCGCCCCUGGCGGUCAUUAGCAACGGGAGCGGCGCCCGCGACCUGCGCGGCUCGGUCAAGUUCACGCUGGCGCGCGCCCCGGCCGCCUUGACCGCCGCGCACAACCGCACGCGCAGGUACCGGGCUUUCAGGGGAGAUGACGCCCAUUACUCCCCGGCCUCCUGGAACCUUCUGGCCAUCCGCCUGGCCUUCAUCUUUGUGUUUGAGGUACUGGGCACCUCGGCGGGGUGGUCCCCAGCCCCUACCCCACCUGCUCGCACCUGGAUAGGGGUUGGAGGGAGCAGGGAGCUGGCGCUUCCCACUGUCACCUGGUCAGACGCUCAGUCCUGUGGGCCCUACUCCUCCGCUGGCCUGUCUCCCGGCGUGAGGCCACCGGAGUGCUUCCCUGCGGAGUGUCCCGUGGAAGCUGGGGGUGGCUCCUGUGGCCUUGGCCCCUGCCCCUCCCAGGAGUUUCCUGUUCUGCACGGAUGCUCAGGCCUCACUGAGAGCAGGGGAAGGCCACGCUGGGCACGUGUUUUGCCAAGGGGGUGCCCUCUGCCCCCAGCAGUGGUGUUCUCCCUGGGCCGGGUCCUCGGCCUCCUGGUUCCCGACAGCCCUGGGUCUGCGGAGGUCAAGAUGAAGCGGGAGCACCCCCUGGCCAAGCAGGCGCUGGCUGAGAACGCGCCCCCAGCCCCGCACAGUCCGCGCAAUCCGCUUCGUCCUGCCACCAAGGCAGACUCAUCUCGCUCCUCCUCCUCCACCCUCUCCUGGGAACAGGCUCUUUUUGGGACAAAACACGUGAGAGAGGACGGGCCCUUGGGCCCAGAGAUGAGGCCGCCGGGCCUCCCCAGCCCCUUCCCUGAGGCGGGCCCACUGGUGGAGGGAGGCUCGCCAGCCCGAGGCCACAGCCCCCCCCAGGGCAAACGGGCCCCCACCUGGGACGCUGCCCCCCGUCACUGCCCCCCACCCCUGACCUCCUGGGGCCUGGCCUCUCAGCUCUGGUCCUUCCAGCCCUCCCCCUGCCCGGGUCCGAGGCUCGGCUCCGGCUGCGCCCGCGGAUGUGGGUCCUGACCUCACUCUGGUGCCCCCCACACCUGCUGACCCUCACACGGUAGUGACCCUCUCCAGGCCAGCCCUGCCCCUCCCUACCGUCCAGGCGGGGCCCUGCCUGCUCCCAGCACAGCCCCACUAUCAGCCCCCGACCCUGGUCACGACCCGGAGUCUGCUCACCACGCUGACCCCGCCAGGGCCUGCGCCUGCGUCUCCUCUCUGCUUGAGCCCGGCCCGGCCCCCUCCAGCCACCACCAGCAGCCCCAGGCGUCCCUUGAACCUCUUCCGGUGCCGUUGCCGGCCCCUCCCAGACUCUGCGCGUUGAGUGGAGCCCCCUCCCCGCCCCCCGGGAGCGCCCCGCGGGGAGGUUGUGGGAGCGAACUGGACUUCACCCCCCUGACCAUCAGACACCUGGAGGAAAGGACAGUCCAGUAACGCUGGUGGGGCUCCUUCCAGAAGUUUCUUGGCAAGUCCUGCUUAAAACUGGGGGCAUGACAGUCCCUGCAGUUCGACCCUGACUGCACGUGGCACUCCCCUUCCUUGUCUUUGAAAACCACAAACUCCCAGAAACGCCGCGCCCGCCCUGCCUUCCCCGAGGGGACGCUCCUCCACUGGACAGGGGCGUCCAAAGGCUCGGCAGGUUUCAGACUGCGACGCACCCCGCCCACCCUCUCCCAGAGCUGCCCCCGGCACCUUUACAUCGUCCUUGGCAGCGAGGCGUGAGGCUGAGGCACGGCCGCUGGCAUUUCUCUUGGAUGUGCCACUGUGCCCGGACCAUUUGGAAGAUGUCCUCGUUUGUGGGUGGGCAGUGGGGCUGCCUGCACGAUGCCCACUCUUAUCACCAGAUCCCCAAGUAUCUCCUCCCAGGGGGUUGCUUUUCUGUUGUUACUGCUGUUUUUAAC
Phacochoerus africanus (Common warthog) is the source of this 2141-nucleotide messenger RNA. RefSeq names its product anoctamin 7 (gene ANO7). Lineage: Eukaryota; Metazoa; Chordata; Mammalia; Artiodactyla; Suidae. The record is from RefSeq and is a predicted model, not a curated record. Gene Ontology annotation, biological process: chloride transmembrane transport; calcium activated phospholipid scrambling. Gene Ontology annotation, molecular function: chloride channel activity. Gene Ontology annotation, cellular component: plasma membrane. The coding region runs from base 1 to 1260 and encodes 419 amino acids. The transcript has 4 exons.